This is a messenger RNA of Toxotes jaculatrix (banded archerfish), 888 nucleotides long. RefSeq names its product kappa-type opioid receptor-like. The transcript has a single exon. Gene Ontology annotation, biological process: G protein-coupled receptor signaling pathway. Gene Ontology annotation, molecular function: G protein-coupled receptor activity. The record is from RefSeq and is a predicted model, not a curated record. Gene Ontology annotation, cellular component: membrane. The coding region runs from base 1 to 888 and encodes 295 amino acids. NCBI's taxonomy places the organism in Eukaryota, Metazoa, Chordata, Actinopteri, Toxotidae.
AUGCUCCUCUCUAACAUCACACACUCUGCGGCAGGAGGAGUCCCUCUCUCGGUGGACUUCGACAGUCCAGAGGACUAUUUCAUCUUUAUAUUCCAGGUUUUAUUCGCCACAACUACUGUUCUCGUAGCCGGGACAGUAGUCAUCGGCAUCUUAUCUACCAGAGCGCUCCGCAUCCAAAACAGGUUUAUCUUCAUGCUGAACACGAGUAUCUGUGACACGCUGGUUGGGUUUUCAGUGUAUUAUCUCGGUCUGUUUGAUGUCCAGGAGGGAUAUCCGUCCAGAAACGGGACUUUUAAUGUUUUAUCGUCGCUUCUAGGAGUCAACAUACUUACAUUUUUGUUCGCACAAUUCGACCGGUAUUUUGCCGUGUGCCACCCAUUCCUCUACAGCCGCUUCAUAACAAGACAGUUCGUGAUAUGCAUCAACAUCUGCUGCUGGGUUUACAAUGUCGUUCACUUGCUGGCCAGGAAUGUGUUACCGGUUUCCAAAUCGAUACAACUCUACGUUUUCAGCAUCGUCUUUUUUCAACUUAUCGUGUUCACCAAAGUGGUCAUGACCAUUAAACUGUAUGUUAUUGCCAGAUUCCAGGUGGAAAAAGACCCUCCCGGCGCCGAGAAAGAAAGCAAAAAGGAAUCACUGAAAAUAAUUAUUUUUGUUGUCAUAAGCUUCUUGGUGCUGUGGUGCCCUUCUUUUGUUAAUAUUAUGAUCAGAUUUGUGGUAGGCGGAGGGCUGUCAUUUAGAAACGAGGCCACCAAUCUUUUCGCCAUCAUGGCUCGUCUAAACGCUUUGUGCACGCCGUCCGUGUAUAUCUGGGGGAGUCCGGCUCUGAGGGAGGCCACGAUGAGGACAGUGUGGGGCAGACUGUGCCCAAGAUGCAAGAGGAGGUAA